Molecule: messenger RNA, 1461 nt
Organism: Penicillium argentinense
Lineage: Eukaryota; Fungi; Ascomycota; Eurotiomycetes; Eurotiales; Aspergillaceae
Product: cytochrome P450
Exons: 4
Coding region: 1-1461 (486 amino acids)
Molecular function (GO): iron ion binding; heme binding; monooxygenase activity
Source: RefSeq, a predicted model, not a curated record
AUGUCUCCAGCAGUAUUCAUCGGACAUGCUGCGCAAAUAUCCCUCCUGGCCAUCCUCUUCUACGCGGGGUGGACAAUAACAUGCAACCGCUACCUCCACCCACUGAGCAGCUACCCAGGCCCCCUCCUCUCAACCAUCUCUCGAAUCCCAUACAUAAUAGCCUACACGCAGGGCCGCCUCCAUCUCUACGUGCGCACCCUCCACGACCUAUACGGCGACGUCGUCCGCAUCGCCCCUGACGAGCUGAGCUAUCGCGAUGAGCAAGCCUGGAAGGACAUCUACGGCCGCUCGAGCAAUUUCGCCAAGGACAUGCGCUUCUACCAGUUGUCGAAGAAAGCGGCGAGCGUUGCUGUCGCGCCUAAGGUAAUCCAUCGGCGGCAGAAGAAGGCUAUUCUGCCGGUGCGCGGGGAAGGGGAAGGGGAUGGGUAUGUGGAUCUGACGAAGUGGUUCAACUAUGUUAUCUUUGAUUUCAUGGCACACGAGCUGUUCGGGAAGCCACUUGGGUGUCUUGAGGAAGCGAGCUAUCAUCCAUGGGUGGAAGUGCUCUUUGGGACGGUCAAGGCUUGGGCGUUUCUUGCCAUCCCGAAAUUCUUUCCGUCUGCUGCGAUGCUGCUCAAGCCUCUCGUGCUCUUCCUAUGUCGGGACUCGUUGGGACAUCGCGAUACGAAGUAUCGUGCUCUCUCCGUGCACAUACCUGAGGGGAACGAGCAGAAAGAACCGGUCUUUAUGGCUCAUGUUCAGAACAGCAGUCGUAAUGACCCUGAAUCAGUCUUACUGCCGGACGAAAUGUUACCAAACUACAGUUUUCUGAUGAUGGCCGGGAGCGAAACGACCGCUACUCUGUUGUCCGGAUGCACAUUCUACCUACUAAAGCACCCACAUUCCUACCAACGGCUUACCGCUGAAGUGCGACAACGCUUUUCAGCGCCCACUGAGAUAAUCCUUUCAUCGCUAGCAGCGCUUCCAUAUCUUCACAGCGUCAUUACAGAGACAUUGCGGCUGUAUCCGCCAGUGCCACUGGGCAUGCCACGUACAGUCCCGGCGGGUGGCGCGAUGAUAUCCGGGCGAUAUGUUCCGGAGAAGGUUCUACAUAUCGCGCCUGUGCCUUUCAUAGGGUAUAAGCUAACAUAUUCGCAGACAACCGUCGCCGUCCCGUCAUGGGCUAGCUCCCGAUCCCCAUCAAACUUCUCCAGCCCAGACCAAUUCAUUCCAGAGCGAUGGCUGAACGAUCCGCCAUGUAUGAACAACGAUAAAAAGGCCGCUAUGCAGCCUUUCUCUCUAGGCCUAAGAGGCUGUCCUGGCAAAAGCAUGGCGUACAUGGAAGCCGGGCUCAUCCUUGCGCGGAUCCUGUGGAGCUUUGAUCUGCAGGUUGCGCCAGGGUUUCAUGGGUGGGAUAAUCAGCGAGCAUUUCUGAUUUGGGAGAAGGGGCCUCUUCUUGUGAGAUUGACCCCGAGGGACUGA